UGUCCCGUCCGCAAGGCCCACACAGUCAGACGGCAGGCAGCAGCUGCGACGUGAGGAGCGCAUAACGUUACAGUCUCCAUUUAAAAGAAGAAGAAAAAAGACACUCACACAGCGACACAUUUGUAAGCUAUAGAAACACGUUCCAUAUAACGACAGCAAGCUCAACAUCCAACAUGGUGGACCGCGAGCAACUGGUGCAGAAGGCCAGGCUGGCCGAGCAAGCUGAGCGAUAUGACGAUAUGGCAGCUGCCAUGAAGUCGGUCACAGAACUGAACGAAGCACUUUCCAACGAAGAGAGGAACCUUCUCUCCGUGGCCUACAAGAACGUGGUCGGCGCCAGGCGCUCGUCCUGGCGCGUCAUUUCCAGCAUCGAGCAGAAGACGUCCGCCGACGGUAACGAGAAGAAAAUCGAGAUGGUACGGGCCUACCGGGAAAAAAUCGAGAAGGAGCUGGAGACGGUCUGCCAGGAUGUGCUCAACCUCCUCGACAACUUCCUGAUCAAGAACUGCAACGAGACGCAGCACGAGAGCAAGGUGUUCUACCUGAAGAUGAAGGGCGACUACUACCGCUACCUGGCCGAGGUGGCCACCGGCGAGAAGCGAGCCGCUGUGGUGGAAUCCUCCGAGAAGUCCUACAACGAGGCCCAUGAGAUCAGCAAGGAGCACAUGCAGCCCACUCACCCCAUCCGCCUGGGCUUGGCUCUCAACUACUCCGUCUUCUACUACGAGAUCCAGAACGCCCCGGAGCAAGCGUGCCACCUGGCCAAGACCGCCUUCGACGACGCCAUCGCCGAGCUGGACACCCUCAACGAGGACUCCUACAAAGACUCCACUCUCAUCAUGCAGCUGCUACGAGACAACUUGACGCUGUGGACAAGCGACCAGCAGGACGACGAGGGCGGCGAGGGCAACAACUAAGAAGCCUGCAACCUCGUUCUGCCAAAAAACACCACAACAGUCGCGCUCACAAAUGACAAAAAUAAAAUAAUACUGAAAAAGUUAGAAAUUAAAGCUAAACGGCGGGUGGGGGGGGAAGAGGUGGAACAUCCAAUGGCAGCCAAUGGUACUAACGCGGCUGCCGCUGCUCUUUAUUUUUCCACAAACUAAAAGUGACACGAGUAGGAGAAGAUCUUAGCUUGAGGUAUAAACUACAGUUAUUUUAAAAAAAAAAGAAAGAAAAAAAUUUCUAAUCCUCCUUUUUGGUAGCCUCUGCAGCAUUUGCUAGAACGCCAUUGAGAAAGCGGCGCGUCUUUGGCGCCAGCCAGCGUCCAGACGGCUGCCGGAGACGGCGGGCGUCAUUGUGUGCAAAUGAAGCGGAGGUGUCUCAAUUGCAUCGAGCGAGGGAAGGCAGAAGUAUUCCGAAAUUGAGUUUGACGCGAAACAGGGAAAAUUUCAGUAACCUUGAAUGUCACACGGCCUUGCUUGCAUACUGCUGACAAAUGCGGCGGCGGCGGCGGCGGCGGCUUCUCGGGGUGUCUGUCCACAUACGUGCGUAUUGACGUGACAUCUUUAGUUGCAGCACACUACGGUCGUUGAGUGAAAAGCAGGUUGUCUCCGUUAUUGAGCAUAACAUGGAGAAGAGAGAAAAAAAAAUAAUCAAAAGUGUUCUUUUGUUUUGCUUUGUGUCAGGUGUGUGUGUCCAGCUAAGCCACACAGUCAUACUGUAACUAAAUAGAAGUUCAUCAAGUAAACUUAGUGCAGCUUGUCCCUCUCAUGUGCUGAUGAUGUGCUUUAUUGAAUAAAUUAACUGUUUUUGGACACCUAAUCCUUAGUGUCAGUAUUGUGGUCACUAUAAUAACCUCAACGGGCUCCCGUUUGGAGUCGGCGAUUAUACUCACAGAAGUCACAUAGCAGAAAAAAAAAGUAGAUUGCAAGAAACGGUUCCAGCCUUACUCGUCCGAAAUGGCUUGUGGAAGCACGAGAGCAGCUGAAGCCACGGUUGUUAGCAGAAGGCUCCCUUUGGGCUUUGUGAAUUCACCUCACUUCACUAUCUGCAGUUUCUUUUGCCUAUGACAGUAUUUUGUUUCUUGGGUGUAAGAUGAGAACUGCUCCAGUAUUCUCCAUAUUACAGUAUUGUGCAUGCUGGUGAUGUAUUUAUAGAGUAGCUUCAAUUGAUUAACUUAUAUUGUAGAUGUUAUGUAUUCAUAGGAUAUGGGAAAAUAUUAGACCUUAUUUCAGAUGAUUUUCUAUUUAUUUCUUUUUAUGGCAAUUGUUAGCUAGACUUGAUUUUCAAAUGUCUUUUUCUUUACUCCAUUUGCUGAAGUACGCUAUACCAAAUCAGUAAUUGUUACCAAUAAAUUGAUCUGUUACAGACAUUA
Molecule: messenger RNA, 2317 nt
Organism: Syngnathus typhle (broad-nosed pipefish)
Lineage: Eukaryota; Metazoa; Chordata; Actinopteri; Syngnathiformes; Syngnathidae
Gene: ywhag1
Product: 3-monooxygenase/tryptophan 5-monooxygenase activation protein, gamma polypeptide 1
Exons: 2
Coding region: 174-917 (247 amino acids)
Biological process (GO): signal transduction
Cellular component (GO): cytoplasm
Molecular function (GO): protein kinase C binding
Source: RefSeq, a predicted model, not a curated record